Molecule: messenger RNA, 9693 nt
Organism: Dalotia coriaria
Lineage: Eukaryota; Metazoa; Arthropoda; Insecta; Coleoptera; Staphylinidae
Product: fibrillin-2-like
Exons: 24
Coding region: 322-8982 (2886 amino acids)
Molecular function (GO): calcium ion binding
Source: RefSeq, a predicted model, not a curated record
GCGUCAGUCGCUUCCCGGCGCCGUCCUAGCGAGCAAGCAUCCUCAUCGGCCCUCGCCUACCGCGAACACGCCGCGCGAAGACACGCACUAUGCUUCGGUGAUGCUGGGCUAAGUGCAACUCAUUAUGUGAACUCUCAAAAAAACAAAAUUAAAAAAACUAUAAAAAAGCUUCCAACUUUUAUAUUUCUAAUUUUUUAACAGAAAAAAUUGAUAAACAGACAAAUUUGUUAAAUUUGUUUAAAAAAAUACGCCAAAUUAAAAGUUUUAAAGUGCGUGCUUGUGAGUAGAGGUGGACGGGUCGAGGGUGGACCAUAAUUAGCAAUGGAUGGUCCAUGGUGGAAAGAAGGCUUCUGGUUGAUACUCAUCAUCGCGGUAGUCGUGAAAGCCGAACCACCACCUGCGCCCAGAUAUAAUGAGCGCGAUCGAGAAGAUAACGUCCCAACGAGACGAUCAGGUUUGCACGUGUGCAAUACCCGUGCGGGAAGUUACUGCUGCCCCGGCUGGAAGAUGAACAAAUUCGGUCACUGUCAUAUACCUAUUUGUAUUACGUCAUGUGCGCCUGGAUAUUGCGUUCAUCCGAAUCUCUGUAGAUGUGAGAAUGGUACCAUGAAUUCGACUUGUGCCUCCGAACGAACUGUUCCUGGAGGUUGUAAAGCGAUGUGUAUGUUUGGUGGUACCUGCAGGGAUGGUAAAUGUGAAUGCGCACCUGGAUACACAGGAGAAUUUUGUACAGAACCGGUUUGCGUGGAAUCGUGUAAAAAUGGCGGGCGAUGUAUUGGACCUGAUCGCUGUGCUUGUGUUUAUGGUUUCACUGGUCACCAUUGUGAACACGAUCUUCGUACGGGUCCUUGUUAUACUUCCAUCAGAGGUAACCUCUGUGUAAACCAACUACAGGGAGUUGUCUGUACCAAAACAUUGUGUUGUGCUACUGUUGGAAAGGCUUGGGGACAUCCUUGUGAACAUUGUCCGAGUAGACUAGAAUGUGAUACUGGUUUUAUCAAGAACAAGAAGACUAAUGAGUGUGUUGAUAUCAAUGAAUGCGAAGCUAUUCCACAUUUGUGCCAUGGUGGUAGUUGUGUCAAUUCUAUCGGUAGUUUUGAUUGUGAAUGCCCUGAAGGCCAAGCUCGUAAUCCAGAUACAAAUCAAUGCGAUGAUCGAGAUGAAUGUCAAGAUGAAGGCAUCUGUGAAAAUGGUCGCUGUGUUAACACUGCCAAUGGAUAUUACUGCCUGUGUAAUCCGGGUUUCAUUCAAAGUCAAGAUCGUACUUAUUGUAUUGAUGGUCGGCAAGGUUCUUGUUACACUAGCAGAGUUGGAGACUAUUGCAGGAAUCAAUUAUCACAUAGAUUAUCAAAGAAAGAUUGUUGUUGUGGUGUGAAUAUGGGGCAGGGUUGGGGACCGGACUGUGACAGAUGUCCACAGCAUGGAGAAGAUGAACACAGGAUACUCUGUGCUGGUGGUAUUGGUGUCCACAAAACCCCCACUCCACAUGGAGGGUCAAUGACAACUGACGAAAAACAAAUUGGUUUGAUUUCUAUCAAUGAAUGUAUUCUGAGACCAGAUAUUUGUGGGGAAGGUCAAUGUGUUGAUACCAGAGAUGGUUACGACUGUGUUUGUAAUCCAGGAUAUAAACAUAAAGGAAAAUCAUUAAAGGAAUGCGAAGAUAUUGACGAAUGUCGUGAGGGAAAAUGUCAAAAUGGCCGUUGUACCAACACACCUGGAUCAUUUACUUGUAUCUGCCCCCCUGGUUUUGAUAUCUCUCCUGAUGGUAGUAUGUGUACUGAUCAUGAUGAAUGUAGUGAGAUUGGAAUGUGCACCAAUGGGAUCUGUAUCAAUAUGGAUGGCUCUUUCAAAUGUCAAUGCAAAAGUGGUUUUAAAUUGUCUCCAUCAGGAUAUGCGUGUAUAGAUAUUGAUGAAUGUUAUGAAAAUCCAAGAAUAUGCCUCAAUGGCAGGUGUGACAACACUCCUGGAUCUUAUACUUGCGCAUGUCUUCCUGGUUUUAUCGAAUCAUCCGACCGCACCUUCUGCAGUGAUAUGGACGAAUGCGCUAAUACAGGAAUGUGUAAUCACGGCCGAUGCGUGAACAUGGAAGGGUCCUUCCAAUGCGUUUGCGAUUCUGGUUAUAAACUAGGUCCUGACAAUCACCAUUGUGUUGACAUUGAUGAAUGUAUACACAAUCCUUGCACGCAUGGAACUUGCUUCAACUCGCCGGGUAGCUUCAGAUGCGAAUGUCAUGCUGGUUUUAACAUUGGGCCUGAUGGUCGCUCAUGUCUUGACACCCGUCGUGAUUUAUGCUAUCAACAAUACCGAGAUGGUCAAUGUCAAAACCCUAGUUCUAUUGCAGUGACGAAGAGUAGUUGCUGUUGUUGUACAAUUAUCUCGGGUCAACCUAUGGGUUGGGGUACCACUUGCCAACCUUGUCCUAUGCCCGGAAGCACCGAAUUUGAUCAAUUGUGUCCGCAUGGAUCUGGUCAAACCUUUGAUGGAAACGAUAUCAAUGAAUGUGCGCAGAAUCCAAGUAUAUGUUUGAAUGGUGCUUGUGAAAACAUGAUUGCAACUUAUAGAUGCAUUUGUAAUCCUGGAUUUAGAGUGGAUGAUACAGGAAAAGUUUGUACUGACAUCAAUGAGUGUGAAGAGGAGGAAUUGGUGUGCAGCGGUGGUCAAUGCAGAAAUACGCCUGGAAGUUUCCAAUGCAUUUGCCCAACUGGAACACAGCUCAAUCCAGUGACCUACGUUUGUGAGGAUAUUGAUGAAUGCCAAGAAUUGGGUCCAGAAGCAUGUUUUAAUGGAGAAUGUGUUAAUACUCACGGAUCUUAUAAAUGCGAAUGUGAUCCGGGUUCAGUCUUAGAUAACACCGGACGAAUUUGUAUUGAUAACAGAAAGGGUUCUUGUUGGACUAAGAUGAAUCAUGGCCGGUGUGAAAACAACCUUCCACAACUAUCACGUCGGCAAGAAUGCUGUUGUUCUAUUGGUGUUGCUUGGGGCUCACCAUGUGAAAGAUGUAAUAGAAACGAAUGUGAAUGUCCAAAGGGUUAUGCCAAGAUUGAUGGAAAAACCUGCGCCGAUGUCAAUGAAUGUGAACUCAACCCGACUAUUUGUAGAGGCGGUGGAACUUGUGUCAAUACUGAAGGUGGUUUUACUUGCACUUGCCCACCGGGAUUAACCCUUGAUGAAACAAGGACCCAAUGUUUGGACAUUAGAAAAGAACAAUGCUUUACACGAUAUAAACAUGGAAAGUGCAACAAUGCCAUCGAUGGUCUUUUUAGUAAAAACCUCUGUUGUUGUUCUUCUAUUGGUCGUGCUUGGGGCGAUAAAUGUGAAGCUUGCCCGAGAAUAGGUACAUCAACAUUCAUUGAACUGUGCCCAAGGGGGUCUGGAUUUAUUGAGCGUAAAGACAUCAAUGAAUGUACGGAGUUUCCUGGAAUGUGUCAAAAUGGUCGAUGCAAGAACACUGUCGGCACAUACAGCUGUAAAUGUAACAAGGGUUACGACUACGACGAUAAUCGAAUAAAAUGUAUUGAUAUUGAUGAGUGUAGCAUUACGACAGAGAAUGUUUGUGGUAACGGAGUGUGUCACAAUACUCCCGGUGAUUUUGAAUGCAAGUGUAAUGAAGGGUAUCAAGCCUUACCGCCAAUGCAAGUUUGCAUGGAUAUAAACGAAUGUGAAGAACAAAUUGGUUUAUGUAGAGGUGGUCGCUGUCUAAAUACAGAAGGAUCAUAUAAAUGUCAAUGUCCCCCCGGUCAUGAACUUGCAGCUGAUCAACAAUCCUGCAAGGAUAUUGAUGAAUGUUCACGUACCAGUGGAAUUUGCUCAAAUGGUGUCUGUGAGAACAUGAUGGGUACAUAUCAAUGUGUCUGUAACGAUGGAUAUCAACAAACAGGUCUAAAAUCUCAUUGUGAGGAUAUCGACGAAUGUGAAGAAGAACCCUGUGAUGACAUCUGUAUUAAUACCCCUGGUAGUUAUUCAUGUUCUUGUGGAACUGGUUACGCGUUACAACUUGAUGGUAGAACUUGUAAAGAUAUUGAUGAAUGCACAGAAAAUCCUAGGAUAUGUAAUGGUGGUCAAUGUAGUAACAUUAAGGGCGGGUACAUUUGUCAUUGUACUGAUGGUUUGAUACCAGGACCUGACGGUACCUCUUGCCUGGACGUUAACGAAUGUAAACAAAAUCCAAAUAUUUGCGGCAAUGGCGAAUGUGUUAAUACGUUGGGGUCCUUCCAAUGUCGUUGCGAAGAUGGAUAUUCUGUAAAACCUGAUGAGACUUCCUGUACUGAUGAAGAUGAGUGCGAUCUUGGAAUCUUUAAUUGUCAUACUUUUGCUGAUUGUAUCAAUAAUCCGGGUUCAUAUCAAUGUCGAUGUAAUGAUGGUUUUACCGGUAAUGGAGUUUCUUGUCGUGAUAUUAAUGAAUGCUUGACCAAUAAUGGGGGGUGUGACCAAAACGCCCAGUGCGUCAACACCGACGGAUCUUUCAAAUGCAUCUGUGAUGCGGGUUUUAAAGGGGACGGGUAUUCUUGCGUUGAUAUUGAUGAAUGUUCUAAUGACCCUACUCUAUGCGAGAACGGUCAAUGUUUAAAUCACCCAGGAGCGUUCCGAUGUGAAUGUGAAAUGGGUUUUAUUAAUCCAAAUCAAUCUAAUGAACAAUCUUGUGUUGAUAUUGAUGAAUGUAAAAUGUUUGAUCAACUUUGUAUAUUUGGAAAAUGCGAGAAUACCUUCGGAAUGUUCCGUUGUGAAUGUAACGAUGGAUAUAAACUUGAUUCUUCCGGCGGUAAUUGUACAGACAUUGAUGAGUGUGAAAGUCCACAAAGUUGUCUAUAUGGCAAAUGCUCGAACACAAUGGGAGGAUUCCAAUGUCUUUGUCCACCAAAUUAUGAGCUUGUAGAAGAAGGAAAUGCUUGUAUAGAUCGUCGAACCUCAAGGUGUUACCUCCAUGUUGAUCUCCAACGUCGUUGCGCAGAUCCAACCGCUGACUACGUAACGAAAGCAGGAUGCUGUUGUUCUGUGGGCCGCGCAUGGGGACCUACUUGUGAGCUGUGUCCUUCUCAUGACAGUAAAGAGUAUCAAGAACUCUGUCCAGGCGGAAUGGGAUAUCACCCAAACUCGCAAACCGUCGUCCUCGAAGACAUCGACGAAUGCGCCGAACACGAAAAUCUAUGCGAAAACGGCCAUUGCACAAACACUUUUGGUAGUUUUAUGUGCUCUUGUAAUGAAGGUUUCAGAUUGGACAAUUCGGGUGUUAUGUGCGUCGAUAUUGACGAAUGUGCUGAGAGUCCCAACAUUUGUCCUGUUGGGCAAUGUGUGAAUGAAGAUGGUAAAUAUUACUGUGAAUGCCCCGAUGGUUAUAUGCCUUUGCCAGGACGACGGGAAUGCGUGGAUAUGCGGAAAGAUCUUUGCUUCUUGAAUUACGAACGCUGGACGUGCUCAACUCCAAUGACUCAGAAUCAGACUAAAAAAGUGUGCUGUUGUUCCAUGGGUCAAGCGUGGGGACAACCUUGUGAACCGUGUCCUAUUCCAGGCUCCACUGAUUACAUUGGACUUUGUGGUGGUCGACCAGGUCAAAUUGUCAAUCAACUCACAAACAGGACAGAAGAGAUAAACGAAUGCGACCUUAUGCCCAACAUGUGCAAUCACGGGUCAUGUAUGAAUACGCCUGGAAGUUUUGAAUGUCAAUGUAAUCGUGGUUAUUCUUACGACAUCAAUUCACAUCAAUGUAUUGAUGAAAACGAAUGUGCUAGAAUACCAAGCCCAUGUGAAGGAAAUGCACAAUGUGUUAACUUACCAGGUAGCUUCGAAUGUCGUUGUCCCGAAGGAUAUAAACAUGGAUCUAGUUUCAUGGACUGUGUCGACAUCAAUGAGUGUGUUGAACGACCUCAUAUUUGCACAAGUGGAGAAUGUAAGAACCUGCAAGGUAGCUUCCAAUGUAUUUGUCAUCCGGGUUAUGCCCUCACUCAACUGAGAGAUAACUGUGCCGACGUGGAUGAAUGUGCGCGACAUCCGAAUAUUUGCAAUGAUGGUACUUGCGUCAACAUCAUUGGUUCGUACAAAUGUCAUUGCAAUGCUGGUUUUAAGUUAAGUCAUAACAAUGAUUGCGUGGAUGUGGAUGAAUGUCAUAUGAUGCCGUUCCUUUGUCGAAACGGCCGCUGUCGUAACAACAUUGGAUCCUUCCAAUGCGAAUGUGCUUCCGGAUACACUCUCACACAAGACAGACAUAACUGUAGAGAUAUAGACGAGUGUCACGAACAAGCUGGGACUUGCCCCACGCCCGGAAAAUGUCAAAAUAUUAUGGGAUCAUUUGUGUGCUCAUGUCCGGAUGGAUACGAAUUGAGCUCAGUGACAAAUAUCUGCGAAGAUAUUGACGAGUGUGAAACAAUGCCAGGUAUUUGUGAGAAUGGUGUUUGUACGAAUACAGAUGGUGGUGCAUUCUGUACUUGCCCAGAUGGUUUCAUUUUGAAUCAACAUUCAAUGAAAUGUGUCGAUGUUCGCCAAGAACAAUGCUACGACCACUUCUUUAACCGCAAUUGUUCUGAACCGCGUGGAAUGCGGAUGACAGCAAAGGAAUGUUGUUGCUCUAGAGGUGCUGCAUGGGGUCGUCAUUGUGAGGAAUGCCCAAGAGAAGGUUCCAGUGAAUUUUUGAAACUAUGUCCUGAAGGUUUAGGAAGAAUGGAUACUGGUAACGACAUCAACGAGUGUGAACUCAUGCCAAAUGUUUGCGAAAAAGGUGAUUGUGUUAAUACUGACGGAUCCUUCAGAUGUGAAUGUCCAUCGGGUUAUGUACUUGACAACACAGGUAUGAAGUGCAUUGAUGAUAACGAAUGCAUUAGUAAUCAAAAUGUGUGUGGUAACGGCACAUGCAUCAAUGUUGUUGGUGGAUUUGAAUGUUCUUGUAAUGACGGGUUUGCUCCGGGACCAUUGCAAGUCUGCGAGGAUGUAAACGAGUGCCAUGAAAUUGGCAAUCAGUGUGGCUUCAGAUGUCAUAAUGUACCAGGUUCAUUUAGAUGUAUUUGCCCGUAUGGAUAUACUCUGGCACCCGAUGGACGACAUUGUCAGGAUGUGGAUGAAUGUAUAACACCAGCUAAUAACUGUAAAUUCCAAUGCAAGAAUCAAAUUGGUUCGUUCAUGUGCGUGUGUCCAGAGGGUUACACUCAGGUGGGAAUGACUGACGACUGUAAGGACAUCAACGAAUGUGUAGUCAAUUCUGGCUUGUGUCCGAAUGGGCAUUGCGUGAACAUGCAGGGAUCCUAUCGAUGCGACUGUUUCAGCGGGUUUGAACACAGCGAGGAUGGAAAAUCCUGUAUAGACCGUCGACAAGGACAUUGCUUCAGACAAUUAAUCCAUGGCAGGUGUACGGCAAACACGAGGGAAAUGAAAACUGCAACGCGUGCAGAUUGCUGUUGUUCAAUUGGACAAGCUUGGGGACCAAAUUGUGAACCAUGCCCAUCGAAAUUUUCCCCGCAAUAUCAAGAUUUAUGUUUGGAGAUUGGUUUUACUGUUGAUGGACAAGAUGUCGAUGAAUGUGCAACAAUGCCGGACCUUUGUAAAAAUGGACGAUGUAUCAACACAAUGGGUUCCUACAGGUGUAUUUGCAACAAAGGUUACAAGACUGAUGGUUCCGGCCUAGCCUGUUACGAUGUUAACGAAUGCCUCCAAAAUCCAUCCCCGUGCCAAUACAACUGCCAGAACACGGAGGGCAGUUACGUCUGUUCCUGUCCCGUGGGAUAUUUGCUCAAUCCCGACGGACUUACCUGCCGGGACUUGGACGAGUGCGCUACCGGCCAGCACAUCUGCCAGCACAAUUGCAUCAACAUUCAGGGCAGCUAUCAGUGCUCCUGCAGCAAGGGAUAUAAACAAGAUGGCGAUGAUUGCUUAGAUAUCAAUGAAUGCAAGGAAGGCGUUUGUCCAACACCAGGAAGAUGUGUUAACACCAGAGGAAGUUUUAAAUGUAUUUGCCCACAUGGUUUCAAACUAGACGAAACCGGAACUUAUUGUACCGAUGCAGAUGAGUGUUUGGAUGAUACAAAAUGUCAAGAAGGAUGUCAGAAUUUAAUUGGUGGUUACAAAUGUGGAUGCCCAGAUGGGUACGUCCUGCACCCGCACUAUAAUCACUGCAUCGAUAAAAAUGAAUGUCAGGAUAAUCCCUGUGGAGCAAAUGGUAAUUGUUUCAACACGCUAGGAAGCUAUCGAUGCGGAUGUCCGGAGGGGCAUCAAUUUGAUCCACGCAUGAACAUUUGCAUGCAGAUGAGUUCGGUGUGCUUUGGAGCACCGUGCAGUUUCGGUUGCACGCCUGGCUCGCAGGGAUAUUCGUGCCGGUGUCCACAGGGAUAUCAAAACAUCAGCCCGGGUCAUUGCAUCGCGACGAUAUCGCCUCCAGCGGGCGGCUAUCGGCAGGAAAUAGGAAACGUGCCCGUUUACCCGGUCGGUGGUGAUGCUCAGUCGAGUACCGACGACAAAAUCAUCGGUUCCGAAGGCUGCUUCUCCUGCAAGCUGAAUGGGCGCCAUCGGCGCGAGUCACGUCGGCAGCGGGCCCUCCUGGGGAGCAACUCUACUGAAGCCAUCGAUCAGCUACUGCGAAGACCGCGCGGCAACGGCGUCAAGCGGAAAAUGCGAAGAAUGAGGCGGCACGGCUACGGCGAGGACAUCGAGUUGAAGAUUAAUUUAAGCCAGACCAAACACCGUAUGCGAAUUGUCAAGAUACAACCAUCUGUUAAAAAAGAAAUGGAGUAUAAGCUAGUAAAGGGUACAGACCUUCAUAAGUUUGAGUUAUUGAAGAAGAACGGCGUGUGGGCGUUGCAUUUCAAGCGACGUUUGAAGCAUCCGGGCAAGUUCGACAUCGUGAUUCACGGCAGGCCGAUUCGCGACGCCGAUAAAGAGGAUGUGACACCAUCGCCGGAAGACAGUGCCGUGACAACGACGACACAAAGCAACGACGCCAUUGAAAACGUAGCGUAUGAAAAGCCGCUUACUCUAAAAGUGCGCCUGAUCGUAAUCGAAUAAGAGAAAAAAAAAACACAAAAAUAGGUAAAAUGUCAAUAAAAAGUGCCUUUUAAACACAUACAUAUUGAAGCCAUGGCUUAACAGAGCCAAAACAUGAAAAUACUGCCAUAUCCAACUAGUUCAAAGCGCGCAAUUGGAAUAAAUUAUUUUUUGCUAUCGUAGUGUUCAAAACAAUAAGGGUGUUCAAAUUGUAAUCGAAUGUGUUCAAUGAUAAAAUGCUUUUAUAUAUAAUUACAUUUUUAUAAUAAUAAUACGAAUGCGUCAAUUUAUCAAGAUGCAUUUAUUUUUGACAAUUAGUUGUAGAUAGGAACGAGUUCACGUAAAAUAGUAUUACAAAAAAAAAUACAAACACACGACAUGUUAAGUUAUACGUAUAGAUGAAAUUAUUCUUUGGUUGAUUGAAUAUUUAUAAUUAUGUAUCUAAUAAUUAUUAUAUUUUAUUUGUAUAGAAAAAACAGUGAAAGUUGAUACACGAUUAUAGAGAGCAAUAAACAAUACGGUUAUGUUAAAUAUUCAUUAUUAGGACAAUAAGAAGGAUGAAAGCGGAUGCCAUAAUAAUGGCGCCGAAAACGUUGAGGGCGCCAUUCGAAGAUUAACGAUCGACGCUUGAGAUGAUUAAUUUUUGACGAAGCUGUAUACCUAAGUUACCCAACAUGAUAAAUUGUUUAAAUUUAUUGCUUUACAAACUGAAAAAUAAAAUUUAUCAAAGAA